CCCCUCUGAGGUCUGGGGGUUUAUUCUCUUGACAAAUGAAGAAAUGAGACUGGAUAAUUUCGUUCCAGUGUUGCGUCCCACUAGAUACUGUACAACCGCAGCACAGAAAGCUGGUGCCUGCCCCUGAGAGCUCCCAGUCGAAGGCCUGCUCCAGCUGAUCCUACACAGCUGGUCACUAAAGACAGAAUUUCUAAAAGAUCCUGAGAAUUACACAUCCAAAUCCUGAAGGCCUGGAAUUGGGAACAUCUGAGCAACAAAUUGUCCUUGCUAAAGAUGAUUUUGGAGCCAAUAAGCCUGCAGACUUCAGCCUUAAUGAUUUCCAGCUUCUCCAAGGUGUGGGUGGUGAGAAACAGCAACACACUGUUGCCCCAGGGAAGGUAGCUCAGCGAUAUCCACCUGGAACCGCUGGGGGCCUGGGGUGAAUCUGGCUCAGGCAUUUGCUGCAAGAGGCCGUAGUCCUUCAGGCAGAAGGAGCUGCCAGCAGAGACCAAUAGACAGAGGGGCCCGAGGCGUAGAUUCAUGUGGCCGUGGAUUCAGGGCUGCAUAACUAAAUCACUCAGACCUGUAAAACCAGGGCCUAGGCACCGCUGGGGAAGGGCAGGGCUAGGAGCGCAGAAGGGAGGUUUUCAUAGGGGCUUGCCAGCACUGCUGCCUUGCAGGUGCGAGCUGUGUAGAAGGGUUCAUCUGAGCUGCUGUGCUGAGCUCCGAGGUGGGAGGUCAAGGGCUGCAACGCACAGAGGAAGCCGUGGAGUGCAAGGGCCACCAGACAAGGGCAAGAGGGACUGCAGUUCUUUCUCACCCGCUGCAGCAGGAUUUCUCAGCCCUUGACGUAAGCCAGCAGUGUCCAGCCCAUGCCAGGGAAGCCUUCCUUCUACCCUUCCUGAGGGCCACAAUGGUGCGUACUCCGCUGCAGCUGGCCGCUACCUGCAUUGCUGAGCACAUCACGGUUCAGGGAUGUAGGCGCCGCCUGUCCCCUGCUUUCACUGUGGGAUCUGUGAUGCUGGCUGACACGGCAGAAACAUGUGCAGUAUUUAGGCCACGCUCAGUGCAGGGGGAUGGGCAUUCAUUAGCAGAGCAGUGUCUCUUUUAAUCAAAAGGCAGGGGCUGCUUCUCCUUGGGCCCGGUUACAGGGUUAGCACUGGAGGACACUGCGGAAGGUACCCCUGAGGGGGAAGGAAGGGAGAAAGAGGAUGGGACUGCUAAUGCUUGAAAGAUAUGUAUGCUGUGGAGAGAAAAGUAUUAUCUAGGGUGCCCCGACAGGGGAUGAGCUGUUGCAGAACAGACAACGCAGGGGGACCCUAUCUGCAUAGAUCCCCUUGCGGGAAGCCCCCAGGGAAGGCCUGUCCUUGGAGAUUUUAAAGCUGGGCUGGACAACCUGCCACAGGAGCAAUACUGGCCUUUCCUGGGGAGGUGUGGAGGACCCUGAUUUCUUCCAGCUCUGACUCUCACAUAUUAAAAUGUGACUUAUGGUGAAAAAAACUACAUUUCCCAGUCUCCCUUGCAACCCUGGGGCAUAAGCAAUUGGAAGUUUUAAAUAGACCAGGCCAGAAGCAACCAACCUUUGGCACAAAGAAUUUCCCUCCUCUUCUUCCAAUCUAUUGGCUGUUUAACCUUUUUCCCUGGCACUGGAGUGGCUGCCAAGCCUGGCAUUAAUUUUCCUUCCAAGCUUGCUAGGCCCAUGAAGUAAACAGCCAUGUGCAUUCCUUACUCUAUAUUUAACAGCUGCAGGCUGUGCUGGGGCAACUGCACCAGAGGGGAACCUUUCUAGCUUCCCAAAUUCGUAACUCUUGAGGGUGGGAGAGGGGGAAGCUGUCUGCAGGGAGAAGAGGGAUUUCUCUCCCUCCUGGUAUUUGAAAAGCAGGUUCCAUCUAGCGAGAGAGACUGCAAUGCCAGCAUCCCAGAUGCGGUCCAGGGCAAGAGACAGGAACAAUGUCCUCAAUAGGGCUGAGUUCCUCUCCCUGAACCAGCCCUUCAAAGGAAACCAGGAGAGCAGGAGCUCCAGCAGAAAGCAGAGCGGCCAGGCUGGAGCAGCUGGUGCCCAGAACAGCAAUCCCAAGGAGCGGAGGCAAUCCCAGCAGCUGCCCGAAGAGGACUGCAUGCAGCUCAACCCCUCCUUCAAAGGAAUUGCCUUCAACUCCCUGCUGGCCAUCGACAUCUGCAUGUCCAAGAGGCUGGGAGUGUGUGCCAACAAAGCCUCGUCCUGGGGUGGUGCCCGCUCCAUGAUUAACCUCCUUGGGAUAACAGGGCAUGGGAUCCCCUGGAUUGCAGGCACUCUCAUCUGCCUGGUGAAGAGUAGCACGCUGGCAGGCCAAGAGGUCCUCAUGAACCUGCUGCUAGCCUUGCUGCUGGACAUCAUGAUUGUGGCUGGUCUGCAGAAGCUGGCCAAGCGGAAGGGCCCGUAUGAUGUCAGCCCUGGCUUGUUGGACUACCUGACCAUGGACACUUACGCCUUUCCAGCGGGGCACGCCAGCCGAGCUGCCAUGCUCUCCAAGUUCUUCCUCAACCACCUGGUCUUGGCCAUCCCCCUCCGGAUCCUGCUGGUCCUUUGGGCCUUCUGCGUGGGCUUUUCCCGUGUCAUGAUCGGACGACACCACAUCACAGAUGUCCUGUCUGGCUUUGUUUUUGGCUACUUACAGUUCAGGCUGGUGGAGUUGAUAUGGAUGUCUUCCAAUACAUGUCAGAUGUUGAUAUCAAUCUGGUGAACAUGGGGGACUUGAUGCCUUUCAAAUGGAAAUUAGCCGAUACUUUAAGAAUCUCCCUCCCAGUAUUUUUUACAUGUUGUCUGUUGGAAAGAAUUGUAAAUUCCAUGAGUAGUGGCGUUUUUUAAUGUUGUAUCCCUGCCUGAAAAAAAAAAAAAAAACCAAACUUUACUUGCAAUUGGUUGGGUUUUAGCAAUCAAGGGCCACAGCUGUGUUUUGGCCAUAUUCUCAAGCUGUAUUUGUACAGCAACCAAAUUAAGCUUUACAGAUGCAAGAAAUGAGCUACGUGUCUGCCUUGUUUGGGUGGCUCACACCUGCACCUUGAUAAUGUCCUCACAGCGGGCAGCACUUGAAAUCUUCCUGAGAACAUGUUUGUUAACCUCUUUGAGGCUAAAUGAUUUUGGCCACAGUGCUUUUUCUUACUUAAGCCCAGAGUUUGCGUCCUGUGUAGAGUCAGGACACUGCCAGCA
This is a messenger RNA of Struthio camelus australis, 3169 nucleotides long. Lineage: Eukaryota; Metazoa; Chordata; Aves; Struthioniformes; Struthionidae. The record is from RefSeq and is a predicted model, not a curated record.